ACUGAUGUCCACGUUCCUUCCUGAACCUUCUGUGGUUCUGCGCCAUUCAUCUCUCUUCUCUUUCUCUCUCCCCGAUAGGCUGGUGGAAAGAAGAGAAGAGAAAAAAGAAAUAUGGCCGACGACAGUCCACGUGUUUUAGGCGCGUCAAUGAAGCCGACUGGGAAACGUCAUUCCGGCCUCUGCAUUAACGUAGACGGCGGCAAUGUAGAGAAACUGGAACGUAAACUAAGGAAACGGUCCGCCGAGAAAGAGAAGCUUGAUGCUCUUGAAAACAACAAUCAUAAAACAAAGAUGUCUCAAGAGGAUGUGGUACAAAGUAAACAAAAAAAGAAAAAGAGAAAAGUGACAUUUAACUGCAAUGAUGCUACUUCUGAUGUGGAUAUUUCAAAGGAGGAUCUAAAUGAGAACAUAAAGACUGUAAAAGCAACACCUAAAUCUAAAAGGCAAUUGAAAAAAGAAAAGGCUGAAAGAGCAGAAAUUGAAAAGAAGCAGACUCAAAGCGAGAGAAGCAAAUCAAAUGCCAAGCAGAAGGCAUUAAGCUAUCUAUCCACAUGGAAACAUUGUAGAAACGAAUGGAAGUUUGAGAAGCUCAAACAGAUCUGGUUGAUGGAUAAUUUGUUAGAUGAGAAUGCCAUCUCCGAUGAUCUUUUCCCUGUCGUCCUGGAAUAUUUCGAGGGCUGCAAAGGCAUGGCGCGCGAAGUGUUGAUGCGUAAGGGAAUGGAAAUUAUAAGGAAAGCCGAGUCAGAGACGGACGAGGACAGCAAGAGGGAUAUUAUGAAAUCAAUCGCUUACUCGAGAGCAAGGCAACUGUUGCAGACUUUACCAUUUGACAAGUAGUGUCAACUUUAGAAAAAAUAAUAUACAGAUUAUAAAAAGAAAACGUUAGAUUACGUUCGAUUACAUCAGAUGAUUCGAGAGAUAAUACGUGAGAAACUUCGGCAGUGAAACUCGCCACGAAGUUCCAUGUAAGUCUCGUUGUUUGUAGAUUAAGUGUGUUAUGUGAUCGCAACGACUAAUUUAGAUAUUAAAAAUGCGCUACAUUAAAAACUUUACUAUGAAAAAUUUCAAACAUUUCAAUGUUUUUAAAUUGAAUCUCAAUGAGAUUCAAUUUUGAUCUUAUUCAAUAAUACUUUAUAUAAUUUUUUCUGUAUAGCUUUUAUUUACUAAUACAUAUUUGUUUCUGUAUAUGUUGAGAACAAAAGGCCUUCUGUGAUUGAAAUGUUUGAAGUUUUUCAGCCGCCAGUCAUUGGAGCCAACGCUUUAGAUAUGUGACUCUGUGCAGUUACAUACGACAUAUGUUAAAUAUGAAGCAAUUUUAUUUCUUAAUUUAGCUUCAUUGCAAAUAAAGAAAACAUUUAUAUUUUC
Molecule: messenger RNA, 1365 nt
Organism: Monomorium pharaonis (pharaoh ant)
Lineage: Eukaryota; Metazoa; Arthropoda; Insecta; Hymenoptera; Formicidae
Exons: 5
Coding region: 112-837 (241 amino acids)
Source: RefSeq, a predicted model, not a curated record